AUGCGAACGCAUCCCACGUUUUACGUUGGUCGGCUUAAGCCGUACCAUCAGUACGCUGCUUCUUCCGAUGAAGAACGCCCUUGCGCUCAAGCAUCUCGCAGAGAGCCUUGUGCUCCCGAUGGUGGGCAUCAACAAGGGUCUGAAGAGCAGUUAUCUCAGCCCGAGACCGAUCAACAAUCCCACGAGCUACCCUUAGCUCGUCACGAAGAGAUGUCAGAGAUCUCUCGUUCUCAAGCUGAGCAAAGGCAAACUCAGCUCGAUGCUUCGAGGCAGUGUCCACCAUCUGGAGACGCCUAUUCCGCUCAUGCUCGAGAUCGUCGCGUAACCCUUGCGUUACGCGAUCAAAGAAGCUCUCGGGAACACACCGAUCCACAUGAUCGUGUGGAGAGUGUCUUUCCUCCUCCUCCACCUCCAUUAGAGGACUCUCGCGGUGGCCAGCGCUAUCUAGUAGAGCAGCUGUUGAACCACCGCGACGUGAACGGACGUCGGAUGAGUUACCUCGUCCGGUGGCGCGGUUAUCCCUCGUCCUGGGAUACUUGGGAGCCUCGCUCCCAAUUGAUGAUUGACGUACUGAGUCUGAUCAAGCAGUACGACGCGGCACAUCCCGUGCCGCAGAAGGACCGCCGGAGAAAGUCUUCCCGGCACGGUCGUUAA
Messenger RNA from Peronospora matthiolae, 654 nucleotides. The record is from the annotation of a GenBank genome assembly. Lineage: Eukaryota; Oomycota; Peronosporomycetes; Peronosporales; Peronosporaceae.